AGCUCUUCGGAAUCGGAGGUUCUCUGAGUAGUCUGCGCUCCGGUAUCUGCUCCGCCGUGCUGUACAUGGCUAAGCCGCCCAAACCCGGCCGUCGUACCCUUGAUUCCUACACCAUUAAGCGAAUAGGAAAAACUAUAUGCCGAUAGGGACAAGGUGCGUAAAAGUUGCUUGUUUAGUGGGAGAUGAUGUUGAGUUGAUUAUUUGUCCGUGCAGCCGGAGACUGUGUUUUGAUGAGACCUGCAGACUCGUCGAAUCCGUCGUACGUGGCGCGUGUGGAGAAGAUCGAGGCGGGAAGCCGUGGCACGAAUGUUAGGAUCCACGUCAGGUGGUAUUACCGACCGGAAGAGUCCAUCGGAGGACGACGUCCGUUUCACGGCUCCAAGGAAUUGUUUUUGUCUGAUCAUUUUGAUGUUCAGAGUGCAGAUACGAUAGAAGGGAAGUGUACGGUACACAGCUUCAAGAACUACGCCAAACUUGAUGCCGUGGAGAACGACGACUUUUUCUGCCGUUUCGAGUACAAUUCGAUCAGUGGUGCCUUCAAUCCGGAUAGAGUCGCUGUGUACUGUAAGUGUGAGAUGCCUCAUAAUCCUGAUGAACUUAUGGUUCAGUGUGAAGGAUGCACUGACUGGUUUCAUCCAACUUGUAUGGACAUAACCCCAGAGGAAGCCGAAAGUCUAGAUCACUUUUACUGUCAUACUUGUUCCUCCGAGGAUCAGAACAAAUUAAAUGAUUCUCAUGCCUCUACCAGAUUUGCUGAGGGGGAAACAAAGCGCCGUCGCAGGGGUUAAAUUUGGUGGCCCGAAAUGUGUGGAUGGAUCUGUAAAUGCUAACAAACAGCGAGGCUGUCAUGAGAGGGCUACGUAUGCAUAUAUAUAUAUAUAUAGGAAGUAACCGGAGAGGAUUAAUGUCCUUUGUAUAUUUGGUGUGAAGAGUAGAGUUGUCUGUCCUUUACAUGGUUUAAGGAUGAGGCGUGUUUGUGCUUAGGCUGGCUGUUGUGUUGCAACAACUCUAUAUUUAUAUGUAGUUUGUUGUAACUUUGUAUCCAACUGAUAAUAAAUAUUAGUACUACAUUGCAUUUUAAGUCA
Molecule: messenger RNA, 1085 nt
Organism: Andrographis paniculata
Lineage: Eukaryota; Viridiplantae; Streptophyta; Magnoliopsida; Lamiales; Acanthaceae
Product: chromatin remodeling protein EBS-like
Exons: 5
Coding region: 231-788 (185 amino acids)
Molecular function (GO): chromatin binding
Source: RefSeq, a predicted model, not a curated record